Molecule: messenger RNA, 279 nt
Organism: Ochotona princeps (American pika)
Lineage: Eukaryota; Metazoa; Chordata; Mammalia; Lagomorpha; Ochotonidae
Product: keratin-associated protein 12-1
Exons: 1
Coding region: 1-279 (92 amino acids)
Source: RefSeq, a predicted model, not a curated record
AUGUGCCACUCCAGCUGCUCCUCUGGCUGCCUGCCCGCCUGCUGUGUGCCAGUGACCUGCCGGUCCACCACCGUGUGCGUGCCCGUGCGGUGCCAGGUGCCCUGCUGCGUGCCCAUGAGCUGCAGGCCCAUCGUGUGCGUGGCCCCCUCCUGCCAGGCCUCUGCAUGCGUGCCCGUGAGCUGCAGGCCCGUCGUGUGCGUGGCCCCCUCCUGCCAGGCCUCCACAUGCGUGCCCGUGAGUUGCAGGCCUGUCUCCUGCAGUACACCCGCCUGCUGCUGA